CCUUAGACUUAUUAAGAUGCAAUCCGAAUUAGAUUUAUUAAAACAACGCAUCACUGAGCUCGAAGCUGAAAAUAUAGAGCUUAAACAUGAGAAUACAAAAUUAAAACAAAUUAUAGAAGAAAAUGUUGAGUUUAAAGCCAAAAUCAUUAAGCUAGAACGAGCCAUUGAUAAAAUCGAAAAGCGGGAUAAAAGUAUUAGCAGAGCCUUUAGUAUAACUAAAGAUAAUGAUUCUCCAACCGAUUCAUUACCAGUAAUAUCUCAAUUAUCUACUCCACCACCUAUCGAGGAUCGCCCUGAUAAGGAUUAA
This is a messenger RNA of Dentiscutata erythropus, 307 nucleotides long. The record is from the annotation of a GenBank genome assembly. Lineage: Eukaryota; Fungi; Glomeromycota; Glomeromycetes; Diversisporales; Gigasporaceae.